AUGGGCUUCACUCCGGUGGAGUCAGGGCUGGGCGGUGCCAUGAUUGGCCUCUCUGCGCUGGUGGCUUACUUGUCAGAUGGCAAGAUCACGGGCAUCAGCGGAAUCCUGGGCCCCUUCUUGAAGAACGUUAUGGUCUGCCAGCUGGAGGUUUGGAAGAUGCUUUUCCUGAUCGGUCUCAUCCUGGGAGGCCUUGCCAAUAACGCCUGGAAUGCCUCCUUUGCCUUCCCUGGUGCCGAGCCCUUCUCCACGUACCGCUAUUUAGCCGCUGGGAUUGCCGUGGGAGCUGGCAGCCGAUUGCAGAGGGGCUGCACCUCCGGCCACGGCAUUUGCGGGCUCCCGCGCUUCAGCCAGAGGAGUUGGAUGGCGGUGCCCAGCUUCAUGCUGCUGGCUGGCAUCGUGGUCUACGUGACUCGCCACGUUCUUGUCGUGGACCCGGCGAAGGAGCCUGGCAUCGCUGCGCUGGAGUGGCCUCCCAGCUUGCACUUCCCUGUGGCGGCGCUGGGGGUGUCGCUGAUGCUGACAGCCCUGUCUUUUGCGCCCCUGGGCGCUGUCCACGGCGUCAUCUGCCCGCUGUCCUGCGGCACCAUCUUUGGCCUGGGCCUUGGUGUCGCCGGCAUGACCAGCCAGGACAAGGUCCUGGACUUCUUGGAUGUCGCAGGCUACUGGGACCCUUCUUUGGCCUUUGUGAUGGGCUUGGGCAUUUGCGUGUCCUUCCCUGCCUUCUACAAAGGGGAGAAGGAGGGUGCCAAGCCAGUCUGUGCUGAGAAGUUCGAGAAUCCUCCCAAGACAGGAGAUACGGGUUCCCUGCUCAUCGGCGCCGCGCUCUUUGGCCUGGGCUGGGGCUUGACGGGCAUAUGCCCGGGGCCGGGGCUUGCGGGCACUGUGGGUCUGUGCCACAGUGGUGCUGUCUAG
This is a messenger RNA of Effrenium voratum, 912 nucleotides long. Lineage: Eukaryota; Dinophyceae; Suessiales; Symbiodiniaceae. The record is from the annotation of a GenBank genome assembly.